Molecule: messenger RNA, 681 nt
Organism: Monoraphidium neglectum
Lineage: Eukaryota; Viridiplantae; Chlorophyta; Chlorophyceae; Sphaeropleales; Selenastraceae
Exons: 5
Coding region: 1-681 (226 amino acids)
Biological process (GO): maturation of SSU-rRNA from tricistronic rRNA transcript (SSU-rRNA, 5.8S rRNA, LSU-rRNA)
Cellular component (GO): nucleolus; small-subunit processome
Molecular function (GO): rRNA binding; U3 snoRNA binding
Source: RefSeq, a predicted model, not a curated record
AUGUUUCUCCCUCGCAGGUGCUGCAGCCACGCGGGCAAGGCGCGGCUGGUGGCUGAGCCUGCGGGGGUGCUCUCGCAGGUGGUGCCUCGGGUGCGGCAGACGUUUGAGCGCUUCGACGCGCCGUCCGCCGCCGCCGCCGCGGACGCCCGGCUCGAACACUUUAAGGCGGCGGUCUGGCCGCGGCUGCAGGAGGCGUGUGCGGGCGGGGGCGUGCUGCUUUUCGUGCCGCAGUACUUCGACUUUGUGCGGCUAAGGAACUUCCUCAAAGCGGAGGAGGCGGACUUCCUGGCGGUAUCAGAGUAUACACCCUACAGCCAGGUGACGCGCGCACGCUCGCUCUUCUUCCAGCGCCGCACCCCCCUGCUCUUAUACACCGAGCGCGCCCACUUCUACCACCGCUAUCGCAUCCGAGGCAUCCGGGACGCGGUGUUCUACGCCCUUCCGGAGCACGCCCACUUUUACAGCGAGCUCCUGAACCUCUCGGAGGGCGCCGCGGCCGCCGCCGCCCCCGGCCCCGCGCCGGAAGCCGCCGCUGCGGAAGCUGCCGCCGGCGCGCAGGGCUCCGUGGCGGCGCUGUUCUGCAGAUAUGACGCGCUGGCGCUCGCCAGGGUGGUCGGGGCGGCGCGGGCGCGCAAGAUGCUCGCGGCGGAGUCCGGGACGUUCCUUUUCGUCAACCAGUAA